Egretta garzetta (little egret) is the source of this 378-nucleotide messenger RNA. It is a transcript of the gene LYPD1, whose product is annotated as LY6/PLAUR domain containing 1. The coding region runs from base 1 to 378 and encodes 125 amino acids. Gene Ontology annotation, molecular function: acetylcholine receptor inhibitor activity. The record is from RefSeq and is a predicted model, not a curated record. Gene Ontology annotation, biological process: acetylcholine receptor signaling pathway. The transcript is spliced from 3 exons. NCBI's taxonomy places the organism in Eukaryota, Metazoa, Chordata, Aves, Pelecaniformes, Ardeidae.
AUGCGUUUGGGUUUGCAAAUACAGUGCUACCAGUGUGAGGAGUUCCAACUAAAUAAUGACUGCUCUGCUCCAGAGUUCAUCGUGAAUUGUACAGUGAAUGUUCAAGAUAUGUGUCAGAAAGAAGUAAUGGAAAAAAGUUUUGGAAUCAUGUAUCGCAAAUCCUGCGCCUCUUCAGCAGCGUGUCUGAUAGCCUCUGCUGGGUACCAGUCCUUUUGUUCUCCAGGGAAGGUGAACUCUGUUUGUAUCAGCUGCUGCAACACUCCACUCUGCAACGGACCCCGGCCGAAGAAGAGGGGGAAUUCUGGCGUGGUGCCACGGGCACACGUGAUAACCACCCUUCUGCUCCUUAAAUGGGCUCUUUUGUUUUCGUAUUGCUAA